UAUAAAGCUGCCCGCCACCUGGCUAGGCUGUCUCACAUCUUCACUUCGUUCUCUCCCGACUCUCCUGCGUUACCUGAGAACUUUCUCUCUUUACACCCCCUUUCCACCCAUAGAUCCGAUAAUGGCUGCCAGCCCUCAGAAAGAUGGACUCUUUGUCCAUGACAACACUACCGCUCCCGCCCACCCCGGCUUGCUGAGCAUGUUCUCACUGAAGGGCAAGACUGCCAUCGUUACAGGCGCCGGUGCUGGCAUCGGUCUUGCCGUAGCUAGUGGCCUGGCUGAAGCCGGUGCAAAUGUGGCCAUGUGGUAUAGCAGCAACCCUAGCUGCAUCGAGCGGGCCGCGGAGAUUGCCUCCAAGUAUGGUGUCCAGGCCCAGGCGUACAAGGUUGAAAUCACCAAGCCCGAAGCCGUGCAGGAGGCCGUUGACCAGGUUGUGAAAGACUUCAACGGCCGACUGGACGUUUUCAUUGCCAAUGCCGGUGUCCCCUGGACUAAGGGUCCCAUGGUCGACGGUCCGCUGGACCACUACCAGAAUGUGGUUGAUGUCGAUCUGAACGGGACAUUUUACUGCGCCAGGGCGGCAGCAACCCACUGGAGGAGACAGAAGGAGGAGGGCACCGAUAUCAACGGUAACGCACUUAACAACUUCACCUAUGGCAGCUUUGUGGCGACCGCUUCCAUGAGCGGUCACAUUGUCAACUUCCCUCAGAUGCAGGCAGCAUACAAUGCCUCCAAAGCGGCCGUUAUCCAUCUCUGUAAGUGAAGCGGCCUUGGAGGAAUGGACUUGCAUCGUACUAAUUCCUUAUGCAGGCAAGUCGCUGGCUGUCGAGUGGGUCAGAUUCGCACGUGCCAACACCGUCUCCCCGGGAUACAUCGCAACAGAGAUUUCGAACUUCAUUCCAACUGAGACUAAGACCGUCUGGAAGGAUAAGAUCCCCAUGGGUCGCGAG
Aspergillus neoniger CBS 115656 is the source of this 950-nucleotide messenger RNA. RefSeq names its product putative carbonyl reductase. Gene Ontology annotation, molecular function: oxidoreductase activity, acting on NAD(P)H, oxygen as acceptor. The transcript has 2 exons. The record is from RefSeq and is a predicted model, not a curated record. NCBI's taxonomy places the organism in Eukaryota, Fungi, Ascomycota, Eurotiomycetes, Eurotiales, Aspergillaceae. Gene Ontology annotation, cellular component: intracellular anatomical structure. The annotation marks the transcript as partial.